GCCGUGGAAAUCUACUCCAUCUACAUUCACAUUCAAAGUUACAGCUCCGUGUUGAAGGCGGGUGGAAGCCAUUGGAAGAUGGACGCUCUUUUAUCCACCACUCCUCUUAAAAUCUUGUCUCCUUCCUCCUCUUCCUUCAAUCCAAAACCAGCUCUUAGUCUCUUAUCUUCAGUGAGCUCUGCAGCCUUGUGCAAGAAUCGAAUUCGUCGUCGGAUUUCUUCUUUAAGGAUAUUUUCGUCCUCGGAAUCUGCGCCAUCUACGACACAAACCAUUACUUCGGCCUCAGACAUCCCUUUGAAGAUGAAGGCAUGGGUCUAUGAAGAGUACGGGGAUGUCAAUGUCCUGAGGCUAGAUGAAGGGCUUUCCGUGCCGGAGAUCAAAGAGGACCAAGUGCUUGUGAAGGUUCUGGCUGCGGGAAUCAACCCUGUGGAUUUUAAGAGGAGGCAAGGGAAGUUUAAGGCCACUGAUUCUCCAUUACCUACUGUUCCAGGUUAUGAUGUAGCCGGUGUAGUCAUCAAGGUGGGGAGCCAAGUGAAGAACCUUAAGGAAGGAGACGAAGUAUAUGGGGAUAUCAAUGAGAAAGCUUUAGAUAAUCCGAAGCAGUUUGGAUCACUUGCUGAGUACACUGCCGUUGAAGAGAAAUUGCUGGCCAUAAAACCAAAUAAUCUGAACUUCGCUUCGGCAGGAGGGCUACCUCUAGCAAUUGAGACAGCAAAUGAAGGAUUGGAGAAAGCUGGAUUCUCUGCUGGUAAAUCCAUUCUUGUGUUGGGUGGUGCAGGUGGGGUUGGGUCCUUGGUGAUUCAGUUGGCAAAACAUGUUUAUGGUGCAGCAAGAGUUGCUGCCACUUCUAGUACGGGUAAGUUAGAACUACUGAAGAGUUUGGGGGCUGAUUUAGCGAUUGACUACACCAAGGAAAACUUUGAAGAACUGCCAGAAAAAUUUGAUGUGGUAUAUGAUUCUGUUGGGCAAGGCGAGAAGGCAGCCAAAGCAGUGAAAGAAGGCGGAAUUGUGGUGGUGCUCACUGGGCCUGUUUUACCUCCAGGUUUCAGAUUUGUGGUCACUUCCAAUGGAGCUGCAUUAGCGAAGCUAAAUCCGGUUUUGGAGAGUGGGAAGGUUAAGCCAGUUAAUGAUCCAAAAGGUCCGUUCCCGUUCUCAAAGGUUAUUGAUGCAUUUUCAUAUCUUGAAACUGGGAGGGCUACAGGCAAAGUUGUUAUAUAUCCGAUUCCAUGAUGGGUAAUUUUUUACUUUAUUUUUAAGAGGUUUUCUAAUGUUAAGUUGUUUUAUGAAAGAAAAUGGGUUUAGAUUGUAUUUGCAGUUUAAUUUUUAAAAUUAUGAAGUACAAAUGAGUUGCUGUAUGAGAAAGAAAGGGAUGCAUUUUAAUAUUUAUCUAGCCAAAUUAGCCAAGGAAUUCCCAUGGAGCAGUUAUUUUGAUUGGAGAUGUGCACACCUAACUCAAAAAUCUUUAUGCAUUUACAUA
Messenger RNA from Phalaenopsis equestris, 1477 nucleotides. RefSeq names its product 2-methylene-furan-3-one reductase-like. Lineage: Eukaryota; Viridiplantae; Streptophyta; Magnoliopsida; Asparagales; Orchidaceae. The transcript is spliced from 4 exons. The record is from RefSeq and is a predicted model, not a curated record. Gene Ontology annotation, molecular function: oxidoreductase activity, acting on the CH-CH group of donors, NAD or NADP as acceptor; zinc ion binding. Bases 79 to 1230 code for a protein of 383 amino acids.